Aplosporella prunicola CBS 121167 is the source of this 642-nucleotide messenger RNA. RefSeq lists its product as uncharacterized. Gene Ontology annotation, molecular function: protein binding. NCBI's taxonomy places the organism in Eukaryota, Fungi, Ascomycota, Dothideomycetes, Botryosphaeriales, Aplosporellaceae. The transcript has 2 exons. The annotation marks the transcript as partial. The record is from RefSeq and is a predicted model, not a curated record.
CAGACUAUCGUUGAAUGGUUCAAAUCUCCAAAAAUGGCACCAGUUCUACUCCGUUUGCUUAAGAGCAGCGAACCAACCCUGGAAGCCCUUUUUGAAAUCGUGUUCAGGGAAGCCAUUUUAUCUGAAAACAUCUCUGUGGUGCACACCAUAGCUACAAACUCUAAAAUCAACCUGGACGAAGCAUUGCCCGGCCCUUGGAAGAAAAAAGACUUUAUUUUCCGCCCAUACUGGUGUUGUCUGCCGCUAGAGGCAGCUAUAAUGUUGAAAAGCGUUCCUCUUGUACAGACCUUGCUUGAGGCUGGUGCUAGUGUGGACUCCACCACAGAGAAGGGUUUCACCAUGACCCAUGUUGCCGCCCGAGAUGGAACCAAAGAAAUUCUAGAGAUUUUGUUGGAUACUGGGAAGGGAGACUUGGCCUCCGCCUUUUUGAAGCUUACCGCCGGCGACACUGCACUUACUUACGCCGCAGGUAGCGGGAACGUCCGUAUGGCAGGAAUGCUCUUAGCCGCUGGUGCCGAGGUCAAUGCAUGCGCCGCGAGCGGCGAAACCGCACUCUAUUGUGCAGCACGCAACAGCGACAUCGGCAUGGCAGAUCUACUCUUGCAAUGGGGUGCCGAUCCUGAAGGACUAGAUUAUGAGGGC